This is a messenger RNA of Knipowitschia caucasica, 1032 nucleotides long. NCBI's taxonomy places the organism in Eukaryota, Metazoa, Chordata, Actinopteri, Gobiiformes, Gobiidae. The record is from the annotation of a GenBank genome assembly.
AUGCAUACGGCGGACAUAGCGUGUGCCCUGUUCCUGUUCGGGAUCAUCGUGGUGUCACUGCUGUCCAACGUCGUGGUGCUGAUCUGCUUUUUGUACAACCCUGAAAUCCGUAAGCAUGUGCCUGCGCUCUUCAUACUGAACCUGACGUCCUGUAACCUGUUGCUCAGCGUGUCCAGCAUGCCGCUGACAGCAGUGGGACUGGUCACUCCCGGACAUCCCGGAGGCAGUGUGCUGUGCCAGCUGGUGGGCUUCUUAGACACUUUUCUAACCACUAACUCAAUGCUGAGUAUGGCGGCACUCAGUAUAGACCGCUGGGUGGCUGUGGUGUUCCCGUUAAGUUAUCAUUCCAGGAUCCGGCACCGGGACGCUGUUAUAGCGCUGGGAUACACGUGGAUCCACUCCCUGUGUUUCUCUGCUGUGGCCAGCUGGCGCUCGUGGCUUGGGUACCAUCACCUUUACGCAUCAUGCACUAUGUGUAACUCCCGAGGCAAAGCGUCAGGAGCGCAGUAUGUGGUCUUCACGGUCCUCCUCCACGCACUCAGCUACCUGCUCACCCUGGUGGUGCUGUGCGUAACCUACAUGAAGGUGCUCAAAGUGGCCCGCUUCCACUGUAAGCGCAUUGAUGUGAUCACCAUGCAGACACUGGUACUGCUUGUGGACAUCCACCCGAGCGUCAGACAGCAGUGUUUGGAUGAGCAGAAACGCAGGAGGCAGAGGGCCAGCAAGAAGAUCAGUACCUUCAUCGGCACGUUUGUGGUCUGCUUCACUCCAUAUGUGGUUACAAGGAUUGUGGAACUGUUCUGCCCAUGGCCCCUCAACCCUCACUGGGGUGUGCUGUCCAAAUGCUUGGCCUACAGCAAAGCAGCCACUGAUCCGUUUGUCUACUCACUGCUGCGCCUUCAGUACAGGAAGACAUGCAACGCUCUGCUCAACCGGCUGCUGAAGAGGAGUCCGCUGAACGCGUCUCACAACACCAGCCGGAGCUACAACACCGUCACCUGUGUCCAAACCGACAAGCCCACCGACCAAUGA